Molecule: messenger RNA, 1689 nt
Organism: Heterobasidion irregulare TC 32-1
Lineage: Eukaryota; Fungi; Basidiomycota; Agaricomycetes; Russulales; Bondarzewiaceae
Exons: 7
Coding region: 1-1689 (562 amino acids)
Source: RefSeq, a predicted model, not a curated record
AUGCAUCGCCCAUCUCGCCGCAAGCUCGAAACGAAGCCUGCUCCUCACGAUCCACCUGGAUUUACGACUGCGAGACCACACGUCUGCCCUCCGUCUGAUGCUAAGCACCCAAAGGAUCGCUGGGAGACUCUGUUCGUAUACACGUUCCUGUGUAAGUUCACUCAGCUACGAACAAAAGUGGAGGGCUUCGAAUCACCAAUGGAUCUCGAGGAGGCCUUGCUUUCGCAUGAGCCACAUCCCAUCUUGACGCAGAUCCUCACGCGUUUCGUGCUGAACCUCCGGCCACAAGCGCGUAAUGUUAGUGCCGACCAAAUCUCCAGCACCGUCCUCACGGUGCUCGCGGAAUUCUUCAAAACAUCCGAAAGAACCGUCUUCUGGAGCGAUGAGCUCAUGAUGAACGUGGAUCCCUUUCUGGGGCUGGACGGGGGGUUCUUUGCUGCGGAUUGGGACUUGAAGCUCAAGGUGUUGCGUCAACUGGUCGAGCUGCAAUUAACGCACAGCACAGAAAUCAAAGGGAAGAUUGACCGCGCGUGGGGCGUGGUCCACAACAAACACAAGAAAAAGGAGCUGCCCGACCCUCCGCCCCUGGAUCCCAUGGACCCUAAUAGUAUGGAAAACCUCCAAUUCAUCCCGUUCGGCCAGGACAUGCGUCGGACACGAUUUUGGAUUGUCGAUGACUCGCCGCGAGUCUAUACUUCCACAAAUCCGUGGAAAGUAUCGGCGGUCAUCACCGCCGUGUCCUCCACGCGAGAGGAAUAUGCUGCGCUCGUCGAGGAACUCAGAGAAAGGUCUCCUGGAAAGGUCAAGGACGAAUCCAAGAGAUCCAAAAUGGAGCACGCGCACAUCGCGCUCGUCAAAGCUCUCGAGAGCCGCCUGGAGCUUAUCGACAAUGAGAUAGCGCGGAUACAAAAGGCUCGCAAGAAGAUUGAACAACGCAAUCUCCUGCUGGCGCAAGCCGAAAUACGGCAAACGCGGACGCGACGACAAACGAAGCGUCCAGAUUAUGUUUAUUACGGCGGUGGGGACGAAGAUGAGGACGAGGACGAGUACAAGUACGGAGAGGAUGAUCCCUACGAGGAUCCGCUCGAGGGAGGCGAUUUUGCUCGGUCAGACACCGGCUCUGGAUCAACCGGCCACCAUGGAGACGCCGAACAGGGACGGCGGCGGUCAACACGGACCAAGGCGCUGAACGGCAAUGGAAAACGUCUGGCGACGGAUACGUGGAACUCGUGGCGGGGGGAGCGGCGGUCUGCACGCCUAGGCGCCCCGUCAGACAUUCAAGUGGACGAACCAAGACCGAAGCGCGCGCGCACGGAGGAAAGCACGAUCAGCGUUGUCUCUGUGGAUGAUCUAGGCGGUAGCGCGAGCACCCAAGGCACGAGCGGCGCGAAUGGGAAUGGGAAUGAGAAUGGACCGAGGGCGGCAGCGGUCAAGCCCAACGAGAUCGCCAUGGAGCAGGUUGCAGGACGGAAGAAGAGCAAGUUCUGGUACUAUGCAGUGGAGCCCAUACCGACGCCGGUGCCAGUUUCGUCGGUGUCCUCUGGGUCAAACGGGGCGAAGGGGAACGAGUUUUCUUCAGGCGAGGUCGGCAAGAAACGUUCAGCCGGUCGGGGAAGCGACAUUGCGCCGAGAACCAAUGGCGCUUUAGAGGGGAGCUUGUCGCCUGCAUCGAGCUUGGAGGACUUUUGA